Molecule: messenger RNA, 737 nt
Organism: Vespa velutina
Lineage: Eukaryota; Metazoa; Arthropoda; Insecta; Hymenoptera; Vespidae
Exons: 1
Coding region: 279-512 (77 amino acids)
Source: RefSeq, a predicted model, not a curated record
UUAUUUCCGCUAAGAGAUAUUUUCAUCUUUCAUAAUGUUUAAGAAAUGUAGAUAUUGGGACACAUAAAAAUAUUAUUUUUAAGUUAAUCCGUUUCAUCGUUCGUAUUCAGAAAACGUUCACAGAAAAAUCAUUGGCGCAUGUGCAAACGUGAAUUGCAAUAAUCAAAGAGAAAUAUUCUUGUUGCAUAUCUUUUUUGAUCUAACAUAUUUUGAUAUUUUUCAUUCAAUUAUAUAUAUUUUAUGAUAUAUCAGAGUGAUAUAUCAAAGUCGAAAUAAAAAUGCCAGGUACGCCAAUAGAACCAAAUGGAGAUGCAUUGCAGAAAUUACAAACCGAGCGUCCCUCGAAUGGAAAUUAUCAACAAGUAGUAAGAGAAAUUACGCAAACGGAUCAUCUCAACAAAAGAUUGUUAGUGUCUUUGUUAAAAAGAAUGAAUAAAUCUAACGGAGAGUUCGAUAGUUUUAUGGAAAAAGAAACAUCUACUUCUGAAGAUAACGAUGAUAGCGAUUUUUAGGUUAAGAUUUUUCAAAAGACAGACAUAGCUAAUCCAGUUCUCUGAAUAGUUUUGAUGUUCACAAACAUAUAACACAAUAUUACGUGUAUUUAACUACUUUAUUCCAUUAUCUCUAUAUACUUUUUACUCAUAAAGAUUUGUCAAUAUGACUGCAUUGUCGAAUUUUUCUGACCACGAGGAUGAAAUAUUGGCAGAGUAUGAAAAAGAAGAUGCGAACGAAGAUGG